Penicillium diatomitis is the source of this 1392-nucleotide messenger RNA. RefSeq names its product CCCH zinc finger protein. Gene Ontology annotation, cellular component: nucleus. Lineage: Eukaryota; Fungi; Ascomycota; Eurotiomycetes; Eurotiales; Aspergillaceae. Bases 1 to 1392 code for a protein of 463 amino acids. The record is from RefSeq and is a predicted model, not a curated record. Gene Ontology annotation, molecular function: metal ion binding. The transcript is spliced from 4 exons.
AUGACUGAAAACGAGGAACUAUUAGCCCGGAUUGGCCAGCUCGCAGGACAAAUCAACAGACACAAAUCUCAGCCUGCACAGUCCAACCAGCCCUCGUCUCACCAAUCCCAACAUGUAUCACGUCAUGCGCACGCGCAUCCCGGAUGGGCGCCGUACUCGCGAGGCAGAGGAAGAGGUCGCCAUCCAGCCCCUCACCGGAAUCGCACUUUGGUUCUCAAUAACGGUACCCCUGGGUCAGCGCACAGUGACGCAUCCACUCCCGGUCCCUCUAGCGACAAUGAUGCCGAAACACGACAGCCCACUACCUCUAAUGGAUGGGUUGCAAAACGCGACCGCCACAUGCAGCUGAUCAACUCGGCUGUCUACGAGAAGGAGAAGGUCGCACGUGCCAAAGCCUUGGAGGAAUCGCGUAAAGUGAAAACUCAGCGACGGGCUCAGCGUGAACAAGCAAAGGUCCUCCAAUAUGCGCAAGCCACUCGAGGAAACGCGAUGGUAUCGACCAUGGCACAGCCAGGAACUGCGCACCAAAUUCUUGUGAAUGAUGUUCCUUUCAAGAUUACCCACGGCGGGAGCAAAUUAGUCCGAGUUUUCAGUAAGACUCCCUUGUCCUAUCAACAUGUUGAGAGAACUGACUCACUCCUCCUAGAUGACCCCAAUACCGCCAAUACCACUCCCAAGCGAGUCAAUGUGGCGGGCGUGACAUUCGUUCGAAGUAAAAACGGCAAUCUUCAUCGCCUUGGAGCUGUGGCCUCAAAGAAGAACCCGAUGACCGUCAAGAAAAGAAACGAACUGUGCAAGAGGUUCACUUCCACCGGUGCUUGCUACAAGGGCCCGUCUUGUCCAUUCGUUCAUGAUCCUAACAAAGUUGCCAUUUGUAAGGACUUUCUCCAAACUGGCGAAUGUAGUGCUGGUAUGAACUGCGAUCUUUCCCAUGAGCCCUCACCCCAUCGCUCUCCUGCCUGUGUGCAUUUCCUGAGGGGUCGAUGCUCUAACCCACAGUGCCGUUACGCACACGUUCGGGUCAACCCAGGAGCUCCUGUCUGUCGCGACUUUGCGACUCUCGGGUACUGUGAAAAGGGCGUCAAUUGUGAAGAACGACACGUUCACGAAUGUCCUGAUUAUGCCAACAGCGGCGUUUGCCAUAAAAAGCGUUGCCCAUUGCCUCACGUUGACCGCGCGGGCCAAAUUCGCAAGGCUGCGGCAGCCGCGGCAAAGGCAGAGGCGUCAGCUGACAAUGAGGAUGAAUCUGACGAGUCUAGCGAAGAAGAAGACUAUGCUGCGAUUGACUCGGAUGAUGUCGACUCGGACGACUUCGACGACGUAUCUACCGAGCUCCUAGAAGGGGUGGAUAGCAGCGAGAUGGCCGAGCAGCACGACUUUAUCAAGUUCUGA